This is a messenger RNA of Phodopus roborovskii (desert hamster), 2084 nucleotides long. RefSeq names its product ring finger protein 187 (gene Rnf187). The record is from RefSeq and is a predicted model, not a curated record. NCBI's taxonomy places the organism in Eukaryota, Metazoa, Chordata, Mammalia, Rodentia, Cricetidae. The transcript is spliced from 5 exons. Bases 1 to 972 code for a protein of 323 amino acids.
AUGUGGAAAGAGUAUAGCAGCAAGGACCUGGAGGGAGGAGCACGCAGCUGCCAGGACCUGGAUGGAGGACCGCGCAGCUGCCAGGACCUGGACGUCAGAGCGCACGGCAGCCCGAACCCCGCCCCGCGCGCGCGUGCCCGGCGUUGGCGCAGUCCGGGUCUGAGUCGUCGGCUGAGUCUUAUCGGCCUCGCUCUCUGGCCGAUUCCCGGCCCUUCUGCGCCCUCGCCGCCCGCGCCCUCGUUGGUGCCGCCGCCCGCAGCCCUGGCGCUCCCCGCGGGCCCCGCUGAGGCCGUCUGCGCCUUGUGCCAGCGCGCGCCCCGCGAGCCGGUGCGCGCCGACUGCGGCCACCGUUUCUGCCGGGCGUGCGUGGUGCGCUUCUGGGCGGAGGAGGAUGGGCCCUUUCCAUGCCCCGAGUGUGCCGACGACUGCUGGCAGCGCGCAGUGGAGCCCGGCCGCCCUCCACUCAGCCGCCGCCUCCUGGCACUCGAGGAGGCAGCUGCGGCGCCGGCACGCGACGGCCCUGCCAGCGAGGCCGCGCUGCAGCUGCUGUGCCGUGCCGACGGAGAUCCGCUAUGCUCCGCCUGCCGCAUGGCCGCGGGCCCGGAGCCGCCCGAGUGGGAGCCGCGCUGGAGGAAGGCGAUGCGCGGCAAGGAGAACAAGGGGUCCGUGGAAAUCAUGAGGAAGGACUUAAAUGAUGCCCGGGAUCUGCAUGGUCAGGCAGAAUCAGCGGCUGCUGUGUGGAAGGGCCAUGUUAUGGACCGAAGAAAGAAGGCCCUGACUGACUACAAGAAGCUUCGGGCCUUUUUCGUGGAAGAGGAGGAACACUUUCUGCAAGAGGCUGAGAAGGAUGAGGGUCCUUCGGAGGAUGAUGAGCAGGCUGACCCGGCAGAACGCUUCCGGUCCCUACUGCAGGCGGUGUCAGAGCUGGAGAAGAAGCACCGGAACCUGGGCCUUAGCAUGCUUCUUCAGUGAUGAAGCUUGUGCAGCAGGCUGGCCCCCUGGAGCAUGAGGCAGAAGGAACCAUCUUUACAGCUGGCCUGCAGUACCCCUAUCUACAUCUCUCAGGCCUCUCUGCCUGGCACCACCCUUCAUCCUGGACAGGUCCCCAUCUCUGUCAACACUGAUAACAUUGGCCUGGGAUGAAGCAUCAAAGGUGCCCUGCUUUCGGUCAUCCAUAUAGUUCCAUUUCUUAACAGUGUUUUUAGUUUUCUUUGGGGCAUGAAUGUGCUCAGGCCUGUACCUGUCCCUAGUAGAGACCAGUCCUGGGAUUUCCUUCCCAGUGUGUCCCAACCCUGCCUGAGAUCACAUGGCAGCUCUGAAGCCCCUGCUUGUUUAGCCAUGGCACAGGGCCUAGUGUGACAGUGUCACUCUAGCAUCCAGGAAUCAAACUUUGCACCUUCCCCAUUGGUACUCAUGACAGGAUUGGCUCACCAGACAUCCCUCAGCAAGGCUUUGGGGCAUACCAGUUACAGUCAGCCUGCUUUAGUGCCAGAGAAUAGAGAUGCAGGAGGCCCUGGGGUAUGGCUGGGACCCGACUCUUGAUGGUGGUGUGGGGAAGCAUUCUCCACCCUCCAGAGGCUGCCCCUUCCCUUUGGGUCUUGCUGUGCCAGAUCCUGGGAGUUGUCUUCUGCUUUGCUUUCCUAGCCUCUUUCCUUCUAGCUUGUGCCCCUUGGGUGUCACCGUCAUCCUCUAAGUGCUCCCUAUGGUUACUCAGCUCUCAUAAAAGGGACCUUCUUCCCUGCAGAAGAGCGGCAGGGGUGGCAUCUCCAAGCCACCUGGUGCUUCACUUUGAUGUACUUUUGGCUUUUUCUCACCUCAUUUUCUCCAGUAGGUGAAUUUCACAAAACUUGUGGCGUAGCGGUAGCGUGGUUGCCUGCAGCAUUGUGUGUGUAGAUAACUAGUCCAAGAAACAAAUCCCAGCAGAGAGGAAAGAACAGGUCAGGGGCCAAAGAUACAGAUCUAUGUAAGUUUGGGGGUAAUGAUGUUCUGUCCUCAGAAGGCCCUGGCCUUGGGCGUAGUGAGUGGCUCCAGCUUGACUCCCAGGUGGGCUGGGUUCUCAGUGCUGAAUAAAAUGGUUUGCUCCA